CAACCACCAGUGGCUAUUUCUCUCAUUCUCUUCUCGAGAGAACUAGAGGAUUUUUACUUCACCUGAGUUCAGAGAAGAUUACGCGAAACACCGAGCUCUGUAGCUACAAAUGGCGGCGGCGAGGAGUGCUCUUCUGAAAUACUUGAGAGUAAAGGUGAAUCCCAUAUCCCAAAACCCUAGACCUAGCACAGAUCUCUUUGCCCUCUCCUUCAACGCUAUACGGCGUCAUUUCUCAGAGGAUGUAAGGGGUUCAUUCCUUGAUAAAUCUGAGGUCACGGAUCGUGUAAUCUCCGUCGUAAAGAAUUUCGGAAAAGUUGAUCCCUCCAAGGUAAUGCCACUUUAAUUACGCCCAAGGUUUCCGG
Carica papaya (papaya) is the source of this 362-nucleotide messenger RNA. The record is from RefSeq and is a predicted model, not a curated record. Lineage: Eukaryota; Viridiplantae; Streptophyta; Magnoliopsida; Brassicales; Caricaceae.